UUGAGCCAUGUGCAUAAAAAAAUCAGCUGGUUACAUGUUUCAAAACAAAUAAUAAACAAAGGAACAAAAUUUCGUGAAUAUUGAACAAAAAAUCAACCAAAAAAAUGUUAUCAAAUCUAAUAUCAUCUCAAAAAUUUGUUCUUAUUGUUGAUAGCAAUGGACAAGAAAAAAUCGCCCUGCCAACAAUUAAUGGAUUUCUCAAAGAACAAGGCCAAAGUGAUUCAAUUAAAUUAUUCAAUCCAAAAAGAGAUGCGAAUUGCGAAGAAAAUAACUAUCAAACAUUCCUAGAAGAUUGCUGCGAUAGUGAAAAUAAACUCAAUGUCAUUCUUCCUCCUCUAAGUGAUUUACUUCUUUAUAAUCCAAAGAAAUCGGAAUUAUUUCAAUUUAUCCAUCAACUCAAAUUAAAUCGUAAUAUCAAACAAAUUUAUGUGUGGGCUUCAAAAGUGCAUGCAUUCGAGACAUUUACAAUAGCAUGCCUUGAGUAUAUGGCUGACCAUAUACUUUAUAUUGAAACAAAAGAUACUCUGUCCAUUUUAACUCGUAAACCUGGAGGUGCAGUUACAAAUAAGAACUAUACUUUUACUAGAACCAAAGAUAGUUUUCAAGUGGAAGCCAUCAAAAAAGCAAUUAAUAAAGUUGAACAAGUAGCUGUUAAGCCAGAACAACUAGGUACCUUUAAAAUUGAGUUGGAAGAAGAUGAACUAAUUGCAAGGAAUGCUCUUAAAAUGCCUUAUGAGAAAACUAGCGAAACUGAGGGAAGUGGUGGUGGAAACAUCAUUUAUACUCCAGAUAAGGAUGAUGAUUUCGACGAAGAGGAUCCUGAUGAUGAUUUGUAUAUAUAACACUUACCAUUAAAAAUCUUUGUAAAUACAAAUCGUGUUCAAAUAUAUAAAUUGAUUUGGUAAUUCUAAGUAAACAGA
Molecule: messenger RNA, 920 nt
Organism: Episyrphus balteatus (marmalade hoverfly)
Lineage: Eukaryota; Metazoa; Arthropoda; Insecta; Diptera; Syrphidae
Gene: Elp5
Exons: 4
Coding region: 105-842 (245 amino acids)
Biological process (GO): tRNA wobble uridine modification
Cellular component (GO): cytosol; nucleus; elongator holoenzyme complex
Molecular function (GO): tRNA binding
Source: RefSeq, a predicted model, not a curated record